GCUCGGGCGGGCCCCGGUAGCCGGUGGCGCCCAGCUUUCCUCGUUCUUUCGGCCUUGUCCCGCGGAAAGGGCGACCCAGCUUCCCGUCUGCGCCACCUUCGGCUGGCCUUCGCGGUUGCCCGGGCCCCCGACGAGAGCCAGGUGCUACAGCACUCUGCCCUCUGUGUUUUGGACACUUGCUCACAAUGGAGUUCCCUGAUUUGGGGAGGCACUGUUCAGAGAAGACUUGCAAGCAGCUAGAUUUUCUUCCAUUAAAAUGUGAUGUAUGUGAACGAGAUUUCUGUAAAGAUCAUUUUACCUAUGCUGCACAUAAAUGUCCCUUUGCAUACAAGAAGGAUAUUCAGGUCCCAGUAUGCCCGCUUUGUAACAGCCCAGUCCCAGUAAGGAAGGGAGAGAUACCAGAUGUGGUGGUCGGAGAGCACAUUGACAGAAAUUGUAAAUACCGUCCUGAGAAGAAAGAGCAGGUGAGGAUAUUUACGUACCGGUGCUCGAAAAAGGGAUGUAAGAAGAGAGAGAUGCUGCCGCUGGCUUGUGAGCAGUGCAGUGGCAACUUCUGUAUCCAGCACAGACACCCCCUGGACCACAGGUGCACGCGUGGGAGCCUCACCGUCAGCACAGCUGGGUGAGAAGAAGCCUUUGCCGCGAUGCUCCGGCCUCACAGUGCUGUAACCCGGGGAACCAGCUCCCACCUCCCUAGGGCAAGAGCAGCCUAGACCAUUGUUCUUGGUCAGAUGGUGGGUCUAGGCAUUUGUGUGAAUAUGAGCUCCAUUAAACUUGGAUUCUAAAUUAAA
Molecule: messenger RNA, 791 nt
Organism: Molossus molossus (Pallas's mastiff bat)
Lineage: Eukaryota; Metazoa; Chordata; Mammalia; Chiroptera; Molossidae
Gene: ZFAND2A
Product: zinc finger AN1-type containing 2A
Exons: 5
Coding region: 186-626 (146 amino acids)
Biological process (GO): protein targeting to ER; proteasome-mediated ubiquitin-dependent protein catabolic process
Cellular component (GO): endoplasmic reticulum; cytoplasm
Molecular function (GO): zinc ion binding
Source: RefSeq, a predicted model, not a curated record